This is a messenger RNA of Lathyrus oleraceus (garden pea), 450 nucleotides long. RefSeq lists its product as uncharacterized. Bases 1 to 450 code for a protein of 149 amino acids. The record is from RefSeq and is a predicted model, not a curated record. Lineage: Eukaryota; Viridiplantae; Streptophyta; Magnoliopsida; Fabales; Fabaceae. The transcript has 3 exons.
AUGGCCAUGGCCCUUAAUAGUAGUGUUGUGAUUAAAAACAUGGUAAUCCCUAAGCUCAAUGAUCUAAGAAGUUUCUCUAUCCAUUUUCAUAUAGGUACCAUGGACUUUGAGAGAGCACUUUGUGAUCUAGGACCUAGUGCUAGCUUGAUGCCUUUGUUCGUGUGUAACAAGUUAGAUAUGGGAGACAUGAAACCUACCAAUGUGUCUUUGCAACUUGCCGAUGGAUCGAUCAAGUAUCCUAUAGAUGUGUUAAAGGAUGUCCCGCUGAGAGUUGGAAAGCAUUAUGUGUUAGUUGACUUUGUUAUAAUGGACAUCGAUGAAGAUUUCCAAAUCCCAAUAAUUUUAGGUGCAGUAGUGCGUGUGAUCAGUCCUGUCAAGCUCUCAUACUUGAACAUCGGUUCUGGACAUGUCAAGAAUGUUGUUGGUGGCUGCAUGGAGGAAGUGGCUUAG